GUUCACGCCGCGCGGCACCUUUCCAACUGACCAUUCAAAAUGCGGGAGUGCGUGGCGAUCGUACUUUUCGCGCUUAUUUCCGGAAUGCGGUGGAAUUUCUGUUCCGGGAUCUACCUGGACGAAAUCCUGCGGGAGAACGACACAGCGGAUGACUUGAUCGAGAUGUACAUCCCCACCAUGAGGGCUCAGGGAGCGCUGUGCAGGAAGCACAGCAUCUUUUACGCAGACGAGUUGAAGAAGUACAGGCUGUGGGCAGCUGAGAUGUUCGAUGCUACGACAAAAUUCCCAAGCGGAGUUUUAUAUGGGGCAACGUACGAUUUCGGAAACUUUGACGAAUGUCUGGAGAUUAAAGUCCCCUACGACAAGAACGGAUUCAGCGGGCAGUACUGCAUGGCAAAGUUCAUCAUAGUACCUCCUUCCGAAGAAACUGCCAGUAGUUCUGUUAAUUCUUUCGACUACGAACAUGGGGACUACGUUAGUUAUUAUAAUUUCACAGUUUGGGACAAAAUAAUUAGUUACAGGAGCCGUCAACGGAAUCCGAGGAACGAAAUGAACUUCGCCUUCUGCCUGCCAUCUUCUUGCAACUACGAAGAUCUGCAGUAUAGUCUGAAGCAACUCGUUAGGGAAUUCACGAACAAAACAAAUUACAAGCUUCAGGUGGAAGUCGACAAAGGACACUGCCAGAUUGAUGAAGCCACUGUAUUGGAGAGAGGAGAUAAGAUUUACUUGUUCUUCAUAGCAUCCCUUCUUUCAUUGGUGAUUGUAGCCUCCAUAUACGAUGUUAUUACCAAAAGGGAUGAUUUUGCUAUGUACAGGCUCAAGGAUGGGAUACACACGUUGCUGAUUUGUUUCUCGUUUCCAAGAAAUGUAAGAAAACUCACUUCAAACACAAAGUCCAAGGGUUCCAACAACUUUAACUGCAUGGCUGGAAUGAAAGUAUACUCCAUGUUUUGUAUAAUAUUGCUGCACAGGAAUAUGUUUGACUUGGGAUCUGCGACAUCGAAUCCUAAGGUGAUAGAACAGUAUUACUCAAAAUUCGGCUUAACGUUCAUUCUUAAUGGACCUAUUUUAGUGGACACUUUUUUCACCCUAUCUGGAUUCCUAGCAACUUAUCUAGCUUUGAACCAUCUAGCUAAGGCCAAACGUAGGAACAUACUCCUGCUGUAUUUCCACAGAUACAUUAGGAUGGCUCCGACAUACGCAGUUAUCUUGGCGUUCUACUGCACUCUUCUGACAAAAUUAGGCAACGGACCACUGUGGAAGGACAGAGUAGUCGCCGAACAAGAGAAAUGUCGGAAAGUCUGGUGGGCUAAUUUGCUGUUCAUCAACAACUAUGUCAAUACGCAGUACUACUGCAUGUUCCAGUCCUGGUACAUGGCAUGUGACAUGAACGCCUUCAUAUUCGUACCCAUAAUAUGCCUAAUAAUGGUGAAGAAAGCACGGCUGGGUGUCAUGAUAACGCUUGUAUUGAUGAUGGCUUCUGCAAUAACUGUGUUCAUCACUGUUUUGACCUACGAUGAGGCACCCAUCAUCCUUCUGUAUAUGAAAAUGCUUCUCCAACCAAACACGGACUCCACAUUUCUACGUAUCUACAUCCCCGGGCAUAUGCGAGCUGCCUCAUACUUCGUCGGAGUACUAGCUGGAUACCUGAAGUACAAGAUGGUGUCCGAGAACUUAAAAUCCCGAAGAAGUGGGUGUAUGUGGGAUGGUUAAUAAGUGCCCCUCUGAUGUUCGCAUCUUUGCACGUGGCCUACAUAUUCUACAAUGUCACAGUGCCAGCGUGGUAUUCUGCGCUUUAUGCUAGCUUGCAUCAUGUGGCAUGGAGUGCCAGCAUUGCUUGGAUGGUACUCGCUAUUUCAUCGGGAUAUGGACCCUGGAUCGAAGGUAUGCUGUCAUGGUCACCUCUUGUAGUGCUCAGUAGGCUAUCAUACACGGUAUACCUGUGCCAUGGGAUCAUCCAAAUGGUAACAGCAGGAACCAUCAGACAUCCCAGAUAUGCCAGUAUGUUUACGUCGAUACACUCAACAUGUGCAGAUAUAAUUUUAGGGUACUUCUUAGCGUUCAUGCUAUCGAUGUUGGUAGAAGCUCCUUUAUUAGGACUGGAAAAAGCUUUAAUAUGGAGAGGGCACGCCCAAAAAGACUCCAGUAUAAAGAAACAGGAAAACACAGAAAGUCACGACAUACCAACAACAACGUAGACAAGUUGACAUGCAGGCAGAAUUAUAACAGCAUACCCAUAAGAAGUACAUUUACCUGUGUUACAAAAAUACGAGUAUUAUAGAACAUAAUUAAGCUUUAAUAGUUCCGUAACUUCAUCUCAUCGAUGUAAAAAUAGGAGAAUGUAGAAAAUAGUCGAGAAGUUUUUACUUAGAACUUUUACAAGUAUUGUAGAAGUAGUGAAUACAAAUAAAUAAUAGUUUUUAUUUGACAAUUAAAUAAUACAUUCUUAAUUCACAUGGUAAAUAAAUAUCCAUACUUGCAGCAGCUGUAAUUAUGCUUAGGGUGACAAAGCUUCUGCGAGGAACGGUCUCUGAAAAGGAAAAUUAUAUUCGAUUUGAAUGAAAUCUCGUAUACAGUUAGAUACAAGUAAAAGAGAGUCGUCUUGUUGAGGUAUUUCACUCCAAGCUAGCUAUUCUUGGUUCUGAAGAGCUACUAGUGUUUGUGGAUGAUGAGGUAAAGAUGUCACUAUUCUUCCCAUCAUAUCUCCCACAAGUUCAGUGGGCGAAAGGUCUGUAGAUCUAAGAGACCAAGUAAGAAGACGCACUUAAGCAAUAUUGAAACAGUUCAUUGUAGGCCUCGUAGCGCCAUAUAUCCACUGUAUAAUAGCCUCCUAAAACGCUUGAAAACGUUAUUUUCUAACAAUAUAAUGUUAUUCCUUAUAUCGCUAAAUCUACAGUAAACUAUGUACUUCAAUAAUGUAGCACCCUCGUAUAGCUGGGACCUUGGGAGGCGUAAGGCGCUAGGCAACCAGAGUUACGCGACCAUGUAUGAAGCGUGCUUACGACGCCAUCGUGAAUAUUAAAUAAACGUCUGAAAAUGAAUCUGCUGUCAUCCAGACUACUGCCAUGGAAGUUCCUGAAAACGCUUGAAUGUUCCUCGACUCGUCAAUAGCGGAAUACAUAUUUGACCAGAUGACGAAAUGAGUUAGUCGAGGUCGAGUGUCCAGUCUACAGUCUCAGUCGAGCCAAUCUACAGCGAUCGCGGAAUUAGGAUGUAAUAAUAGUCUAGUCGACAGAGUUAUAAAUUUGUUGCAAGUGUUACACUUUAGUGAAGCAGUAAUACAUUAGAACAGUAAAACGGUGUCUUCGUUACAAUAACGCUCAAGUCCUUGGCAGCAUAAUAACCUAUCAAGCCAUCAUAUAAUGUUGUGAGACUGAUUAACGCAAUAUUGUCAAUUUUCCAUGAUCUUUUUGAAUGUCUGGUCAUUUAGCUGAAAAAAAAUCUUGUUUGGCGUCGUUAAAAUGUUCCGAUUUUGAGAAUAAAAUACUGUUCUAAAACUGAACCAAAUGACCAAAAGGUUGUUCAAAUGGUCUGACAAUUUAUAUCCGGGGGAUUUCAGGUCGACACUACAUUUUCAAUGGUGGAGCCAGUAUUACAGAUCAAAAUUUUAUAGGAUCUGUUUUACAUUAUGUUUUUGUGUUCUACAUUGUUCCGACAAUUUGAUCACAUAUUCUUACCUUGGUUCAACCAUGAUUUAAUCGAAAUCAUCCGAAAAUAGGCGGAAACAUCGUC
Messenger RNA from Acanthoscelides obtectus, 3732 nucleotides. NCBI's taxonomy places the organism in Eukaryota, Metazoa, Arthropoda, Insecta, Coleoptera, Chrysomelidae. The record is from the annotation of a GenBank genome assembly.